GAUGGUUGUAGGUUACCAUGUCGCGGCGCAAGCAAUCCAAACCACAGCAUUUCAAUUCGGACGAGCCCACUUCGAUACAAAAUGGGACAUUGCACAACAGUCAAACUGAGGAUGACAAUGAAGCCAAGAAGCAACGAUCAGAGGAGACAAGGGUUUGCGAAAAAUGUUUUGCUGAGUUCUUUGAGACAGAAUUUCUCGAACAUGAGAAAACUUGCACAAAGAGUCAGCAGGUAAUGAUCAUGAAGGAUGGUGAAAGGAGUGUGGUCCCUCCUGAAUUCUCUCAGCAGAGUCCGGGCAAUUACCUGGGUGACCAUAGUGAUGAUAGGCCUACUAGUAAUUCCCAAUCAAAGUACAGCAUUGAGUCAGAUGAAAUGAUAGAAGGUGAGCACACUCUAAACCAAGAUGCGCUUUCAAAUCAAGAACAAGAGAUGUCUAGCAGUCCAGACAUGAGGUACAUGUCAUCUUCCAAAUUGCAAGACUCUAACGUGACCCUUGAGUCAAUGGCUGCUACCAAAGUUGCUGUAACGCAGCAUUCUUCUAAUUUGUCCAAUCUAAAGUCCACAUCCCCACAGCCAAACCAAGACACCCUUGUAAUUCCCAUGAUAUUGGAACAGUUGGUAAUCCUCCAACAGCAACAACUGCAGCAGAUCCAGCUAACUGAGCAGAUACGUCUCCAAAUGGCACUGAUGGCAUCUCAGAAUCUCCACUCUGCAGUGGGCACAGCGGUCGAUCCACUGAAGGCACUGGGUGCACAUCUCUCACAGCAGCUCUCGACUGCAGCUGCCCUUAUUGGCAAACGAACUGGCUUGUCCUUGGAGGCCCUGAAACAAGCCAAGGUACCCCAAUCCAGUAGCAUCCUCACGUCCCUUGCUGGAAGUUUGGGCUCCAUGCCCUUGAAAGCAGACUUGAAAGUGCUUCCUGAUCUAGCUACCCGCCUUCCAACGCUGCUUCCCCAAUCUCCAGGAGUCCUGGGAUUACAGGGUCCAUUCAAUGCUCUUGAGACAGGCAUGGAUCCCUCUAAAAAAGAAAAAAAUAAGAUUACUGGCAUGCCGAUUGAUGGAUCUGGUGAGAACAUGCUCAAGCACAAAUGCAAGUUCUGUGGGAAAACGUUCGGAAACGACAGCGCUCUUCAAAUCCACUUGCGCUCUCACACUGGUGAAAGACCCUUCAAAUGUAACAUCUGUGGAAAUCGUUUCACGACCAAAGGAAACCUCAAAGUGCAUUUUCAGAGACACAAGGACAAAUACCCGCACAUUAGAAUGAAUCCACAUCCAGUACCAGAACACCUGGACAAUGUCCCUACAAACAGCGGCAUCCCUUAUGGCAUGUCUGUACCCAUUGAGGAUAAUGGUUUUGCUGACAAUAAACCUGUGUUAGGUCUCCCUCCAUCAGUUCACUCAGGAUUCAAAUCCUCAUUUGAUAUUCCAAUGGGUGGGGACCUUUAUUCUCAGAGGCCUUCCUCGUCUGGCAGUGAUGGUGCAUCCAUUUCUUCUAGUAUGUUUGGUCAGGAGAUGAUGGGACUGGAUCAGAACAAGGAUUCCUCAGAUGCGCUGGCUGGACUGCACCACUUUAAUGGCAGUGGCUUACCUGGUGAAAAUGGCUCUGGAACCACAAAACUACAGCAAAUGGUGGAUGGCUUGGAGAAGAGAACAAAUGAGCCCAACGAGUGCGUAAUCUGCCAUAGAGUGCUGAGCUGCCAAAGUUCCCUAAAAAUGCAUUACCGCACACACACUGGUGAGCGACCAUACAAAUGCAAAAUCUGUGGUAGGGCUUUCUCCACCAAGGGCAACCUCAAAGCACAUUAUGGUGUUCACAGGGCCAAUACUCCACUGAAGAUGCAACACUCUUGCCCAAUUUGUCACAAAAAGUUUACCAAUGCAGUCGUCCUACAGCAGCAUAUCCGUAUGCACAUGGGUGGCCAGAUUCCCAACACCCCUCUGCCUGAGAAUCAGUUUGAAAGUCCUGAAGCAUUGGAUGCUAGCUUGACUCAUGAGAAGACAAUGGACUCCAUUGGGCAUGAGGAAAGUAUGGAGGAACAAGACUUGGAUUUUGACAGUCAGGAGAAGAUGAACAACUCUACAGAGCUGCAGCCACCUACUAAAGAGAAUCAGUCUAUCCAAGAUCCACCAUCUAUGUUUACAGGCAUUGCUGCCCUGGAAAACCACAUGAAGACCCUCACAUCUGCACUGAACCUACAACGACAAAGCAGCACUGCUUCUGAAAGUGACAGUGGGCUAAAAGAUUCACCUUCAGUGUCUGGAGAAGUUGAAUACAAGAAUAGCUGUAGUCCAGCAGUGUCAGAAUCCGUAUCCUAUCGCUCUUUGUCCCCUGUUGAUUGUCUCCAGACUAUUGGGCAAGCAAAAUCUCCAGAAUCCACAAACCCAGAUAAUGGACAUCUUGCCAGACCAAACUCUGAUGGUGGAAUGCAAGAUUUUAGUGAAAACUAUGGAGCACUGGACUUGACAUCCAGUUUUACUCCAAACUCUAUUAAAGAGGAGCCAGGGUUGUCCUUCUCCAGUGGGGAAUAUGGUUCUAGUCAAUUGCCAUUCAUGAGAGUGCUUCCAAGGCUGGUCAAACUGGAGAUGCAGAUCCCUUCUGAGAGUCACAUGGGUGCCCACAGCCAGUACAGUUCCCAACUGCCUCAAGAAGCCAAUACUACUCCUGCUACUUCUAGUGCUCCACGUCGGUCUGCUAAGCAACAUCUCUGCAACGUCUGUGGGAAGAACUUCUCAUCUGCCAGUGCCCUGCAGAUCCAUGAACGGACUCACACGGGAGAAAAGCCCUUUGCUUGCACAAUUUGCAGCAGGGCUUUCACAACAAAGGGCAACCUUAAGGUACAUGUUGGCACUCAUAUGUGGAAUAAUUCGGCAAGGCGGGGUCAGCGUUUAUCAUUGGAUAACCCGUUAAUGGCCAUGGGCCCUGAUUCGAAGAUGAUUCCACAAAUGCUGCAUCCCUCAAAGGGCUUGAUUCCUCCAAUUAAUUUUGACCCAUCGGUAUGGAACCAGUAUGCUGCUGCCUUUACAAAUGGGCUGACCAUGAAGACCAAUGAGAUUUCAGUCAUCCAAAAUGGUGGUAUUCCUCUCCCAGGAAGUCUUGCUGGAGGCCCUUUGGUGGGGUCUACUGGGGGAUUUACAAAGAUUGAGUCCUCCCAGUCUGGCAUCGCAGCCACGGUUGCUGAAUUGGAAACAAAUGGCUCUGAAAGUGUAGCAAAGUUUCCACAGUUUUUGGAGGAGGGUAAAGUAAAUUAGAAAGGACUACAGAAGAAUUUACUUUAUUGACUGAAUAUGUUGUGUCCUGUGGAAAUGUCAUGAAUUGGACCAUGUAUUAAGGCAGUCCUCGCUUGGUACAAUCAAUUCUUGCGUGUUACAUUCACACAGCCUUGUUAAAUCAGUCCAUGCCCUAAAACAAGCCAUGGAUUCUCUUUUGGACCCUUACAUAGUAGCGAUACUUCUAGUUGAAUCUGAUGUAACUACUGAAGUUUUUUUUUUUUUCUCUCUCAUAAUAUAAAUGCGGGUAUUUGUCAGUUAUGUUCCUAAAGUUGAAUGUAAAUCUUACUUGAAAUAGCUUUAUGCCACCAACAACCGAUCUUGAUGUUUUAAUUGCUAACAAACAUCUUGUUACAGCACAUGUAUGCGUGAUUACUCAUGGUUCUGUUGUAAUUUGUCAAAAAAACAUCUAUGGCAUAGAGGCCAUGCAACAGGUGAAGGUGGAAUAUGUGCCUGAAAAAAUUUCCAUUCCAUACAAUCUACUGAAGAUAACCAUUUCAUUGCUGGACAAAUUGAGUAGUUAUAUUAUAGAAGUUUGAUUUUGAAACUGGAUUUCAUUAAGUUAUUAUGUAUUUUUGACUCUAGAUAUAGUUUCUAUCUGCGCUUAAUACCAAACAUUUUGCAAAGUGCCUGUCUUGGAAAUUUGUUUCCUUUUUAUCCCCCCCUGCCCCCCAACACACACCCAAUAAAGACAACACAAGAUUGUGUUUAAAGGCCUUUUUGGAGGUCAUCUUAUUUAGACCAAAAUGUGCUAGAUUUUCUCAUGUAGCUAUACAGAAUAAUUUCCAUUUAAAUCUAUAAAUGUUUUGAAUUUACUUUCAAUGUCCACUUUGAUUUCAUAUGGGGUUCUUUUCCAUUGUUUUCAUUGGUAUUUAUCAAAUGCCAGUUCAGUUGAAUUGCCUUUUAUUUGACACCUUUUAAUAGGGGUUCAAAAGGCCAGUAUAAAACUGAAACACCUGGUCAUUCCUUGCACUUUAUUUUCUGACCGGGCAGUCUGUUGACCCAUUUUUCUAUGAUCAU
This is a messenger RNA of Xyrauchen texanus (razorback sucker), 4286 nucleotides long. RefSeq names its product sal-like protein 3. Gene Ontology annotation, molecular function: RNA polymerase II cis-regulatory region sequence-specific DNA binding; DNA-binding transcription factor activity, RNA polymerase II-specific. The coding region runs from base 18 to 3248 and encodes 1076 amino acids. Gene Ontology annotation, cellular component: nucleus. The record is from RefSeq and is a predicted model, not a curated record. Lineage: Eukaryota; Metazoa; Chordata; Actinopteri; Cypriniformes; Catostomidae. The transcript has 4 exons. Gene Ontology annotation, biological process: regulation of transcription by RNA polymerase II.